AUGAAAUUAGAACCUGAAUAUAGUAAUUUAACAACUGAGGUAGAACUAAAUACAUGUUCUGAUGCAAUAAUGCUAGUUAAUAAUAUACAAGAAACUCAGGAAUCAUUUCCUAUAUAUAAUUUAUAUGUUAAUGAUAUAAUAAAAGAUUGUUCAGCAUUAUUAUUAUCUAAAUACGAGAAAAGUGGUUUAUGUAAAAAUAAGUCAAAUAAAUUAUUUGCCACCUGUUGUAAUGGAAAAUAUGAAUCUUUAAUGGCAGAUUCAAUUAAAAAUAUUGAAUGUAUAAUAGCUGCAGUAGCAUCUGGUAAUUUAACAAAUAAUAUUUUAAUUGGUAGAGAUAAUCAAUUAAAUAAUAGGAUAGAGAUAAUAUUAGAAAAAAUAUUAAAAAAUAAAACUGAUAAUUUUCCAUCAUUUAUAAUGGGAAAUUUAAAAAAAUCUUAUGAAUUGGAAUCAAAAUUAUUACAGAAAUUAGAAAAAUUAUCUUCUGAUAUGAUAAAUAUGUUUUUAAAGAAUGGUGUACUUGUUAUGGCUCAAGAGGCUUUUGUAAAAUAUUUAACAAGUUUAUUUUGUGGAAUUUGUGAUAUAUCUAUUUCUCAACUUAUACUUUCAACCGGAAAUUUAAAAGUUAUUCAAAUACAUCCAAAUUCUAUGAAUAAUUUAAUGAAAAUAUUAUUACCUCAAUAUAAUUUAUAUUUUGAAAAAUUAGGGAAAUUUGGAAAUAAAAUAGAAACAAUAUUAGGUGAUAAUAUUGAGAAAUGUAUUGAUUAUCAUAAUGAAUGGAUUUUAUCAGUAUUAUCUGAUAGAUUUAAAAGAUCAAAUUAUGAUAUAAAUAAUAUGAUUAAUAUAGGAGAUAAAGUUAUUAUGGAAAAUCUUAGUUCUAAACAAAAUACAUGGAUUAAGAAACAUUCAAAAAUAGCAAGAUUUUCAAAUAUGUUAAAAAAUAAUUUGAAUUUCCAAAUAUCUAAUAAUAAUAAAUAUUCAAAAUUAAUGAUAGAUGAUAUUCAAAAUAUUAUACAAAAAAUAAAAUCUGAUAAAGAUUGGAGGAGAUAUACUACAAAGUGUAUAAGAUCAUUUCCAAUAUAUAAGAUUACGAAUGAUAAGAUAGAUAUAACAAAGCUUGAUUUAAAAAGAUUGGAAACACUCUUAAUGUCAGCUAUUUCUGAUCCUAGUGGACAUACUUUUAUUUCUAAUUUGGUUUUAAUACCAAUUUUAUGUUUAAAGACGAUUAUUAUUGAGAUAUUGACAAUUUUACCUGAUCCAAUGAUUGAUUUGAAUUUUUAUUAUCAAGUAAAAAAUGAUAAUCUUACUGACAUUACAGAUUUAUCUAAUAGAAUUGUUAAGUAUUUAAGAAUAGAAUCAUAUAAUAAUGAUAAAAAAAAAUUAGAAUUUGGUAUUAAUAGUAAUAUUUCUUUAGAUAUAAAAAGUGUUAAUGAUGAAAUACCUAAUGAAAUAUUAUCAAGAAAUAUUAAGAGAAAUAAUAGUAAUAAUAGUAAUAUUUUUUAUAUGGGAAAUUCAAUGGGUAAAACAAGUAUUGACCAGUUUGGGAAAAUUAAGAAGAAUUUUGAUCAUGAAAUACACAAUACAUUAUUUGCUGGAAUUCAAAAUCAAACAGAUUUAUCUGAUAAUUAUAUAUAUUCAAAUAAUAACUCAAAAUUAGAACAUAUUAAUUUAAAAGGAAAUAAUUCUGAUAACAAUACUAAAGUAAAUUAUUCAGAUUCUAUUAAUUAUACGUUCAUGGUAUCUGGGAAUCCAAAUUCUCAUGAUAUUUCAAUGAUAGCAGCAGAUACGCCAUAUACAAUGGAUUUACUUCAAGUAAAAGAGUCAUCCUCUAUAUCAAAUUUGAAGAUUACAUUUAAUUAUAAAAUUUUAUUGUUAUCCUUAGUUUUAUUUAUUUUUUAUAUUUAUUAG
Cryptosporidium muris RN66 is the source of this 1905-nucleotide messenger RNA. RefSeq lists its product as uncharacterized. Bases 1 to 1905 code for a protein of 634 amino acids. Lineage: Eukaryota; Apicomplexa; Conoidasida; Eucoccidiorida; Cryptosporidiidae. The transcript has a single exon. The record is from RefSeq and is a predicted model, not a curated record.